AUGUCUGCCGCUCCCAUUAUCCGCCAUGCCCACCGCGAGGACGUCCCCGCGAUUCUCGAACUAAUCCGCGAGCUGGCCGACUAUGAGCACGAGCUCCAGAGCGUCGAGGCGACCGAGGCCAAGCUGCUCGAAACCAUCGCCUUCGCCCCGCCCGACGCCCCCGACCUAGCCGUGACAGGCAACAUCCCGACGACAGAGCCGACAUCCCCCUCUAGGCCUGCUCGCUGCCUCGUGCUCAUCACGCCUGAGGGUGUCACCGCAGGUAUUGCGCUGUACUUCUACAACUACAGCACAUGGCGCGCGAGGCCGGGGAUCUACCUGGAGGAUUUGUACGUAAAGCAGAGCGAGCGCAAGAAGGGUUAUGGCAAAAGACUUCUUGUGCAGCUGGCUAAGGAGGUUGUGGCCAUGAAGGGCGGGCGACUGGAGUGGAGUGUUCUCAAGUGGAAUGAACCGUCGAUCAAGUUCUACGAAGCUGUUGGUGCGCGUAUGAUGAACGAGUGGGUGGGCAUGCGCGUGGAUGGGGAUGCGCUGACCAGGUUGGCAAGCAUGUUGGACUAA
Messenger RNA from Thermochaetoides thermophila DSM 1495, 558 nucleotides. Its product is annotated as N-acetyltransferase-like protein. The transcript has 2 exons. Gene Ontology annotation, biological process: protein acetylation. Lineage: Eukaryota; Fungi; Ascomycota; Sordariomycetes; Sordariales; Chaetomiaceae. The coding region runs from base 1 to 558 and encodes 185 amino acids. The record is from RefSeq and is a predicted model, not a curated record. Gene Ontology annotation, molecular function: N-acetyltransferase activity.